UCCUCGUUGUGCCAUUGCUCCCUUAUGUUAUGGGGCCGACCACUUCUCGGGCAAAUUGGGCUCUCUCGCUUUCCCUCAUUUCAUCUUGUUCUCGAGCUCGAGUACAUCCAACAGGAAGAAUCCAAUGCCGACUCUCUUUAAACAACUGUUCCCCUUUCUUACUGCUGCUUCGAAGUCACUCGAUUCUUUCAUUAGCAGCAGCAGAUGGCACACGCUAAGUUAGUCCUCAUAGCAGCGGCUGCGGUCCUUAUUCUCUGCCAAAUUCCUCGCUUCGCCAAUGCUCAGCUGCGGCAGAACUACUACGCCAACAUCUGCCCCAACGUCGAGAGCAUCGUGCGCGACGCCGUCACCGCCAAGUUCAGACAGACCUUCGUCACCGUCCCUGCCACCCUCCGCCUCUUCUUCCAUGACUGCUUCGUCGAGGGUUGUGACGCGUCGGUGAUAGUGGCGUCUACGGGGAAUAACACGGCUGAGAAGGACCACCCUGACAACAUCUCCCUCGCCGGGGAUGGAUUCGACACGGUCAUCAAAGCCAAAGCGGCCAUCGACGCGGUGGCUCAGUGCCGGAAUACGGUGUCGUGCGCUGACAUCCUUGCCAUCGCGGCUCGAGAUGUUAUAGCUCUGGCCGGCGGGCCGUCGUAUGCUGUGGAAUUGGGAAGAAUGGAUGGGUUUACGUCGACGGCGGCAAGCGUGACCGGGAAGUUACCGCAGCCCGGCUUCAACCUCAACCAGCUCACCUCUUUGUUUGCGGCAAACGGCCUCUCGCAUUCGGAUAUGAUCGCUCUGUCAGCGGCGCACACGCUCGGGUUCUCCCACUGCAGCAGUUUCGCCAGCCGCAUCUACGACUUCAGCCCGCAGAACCCAGUGGAUCCGACCCUGAACAGGGCGUACGCGGCUCAGCUCCAGGCCAUGUGCCCCAGAGACGUGGAUCCGCGGGUGGCCGUCAACAUGGAUCCCGUCACGCCGCGAGCGUUCGACAACCAGUACUACAAGAACCUGCAGCAGGGCAUGGGGCUUUUCACCUCGGACCAGGUCCUCUUCACCGACGCCCGGUCCCGCCCGGUGGUGGACUCGUGGGCGCAGAGCGUCGCGGCCUUCGACCAGGCGUUCGUGGCUGCCAUCACCAAGCUCGGCCGUGUCGGCGUCAAGACCGGAGCCAACGGCAACAUCCGCCGCGACUGUGCUCUCUUCAAUUGAGGAGACGACUUUUGUUGAUGAUUAAUGGUGAUAAAAGAUCAUGAUGAUAGAGAGAUAUAUGAAUUAAUCGUACGUUUAAGUGUAUCCAUAUAUAUUUUAAUCCUUAAUUAAUCUGUAUUUUCUAUA
Molecule: messenger RNA, 1323 nt
Organism: Musa acuminata subsp. malaccensis (wild Malaysian banana)
Lineage: Eukaryota; Viridiplantae; Streptophyta; Magnoliopsida; Zingiberales; Musaceae
Product: peroxidase 50
Biological process (GO): response to oxidative stress; hydrogen peroxide catabolic process
Molecular function (GO): peroxidase activity; heme binding
Source: RefSeq, a predicted model, not a curated record